Messenger RNA from Macroventuria anomochaeta, 1424 nucleotides. RefSeq lists its product as uncharacterized. Lineage: Eukaryota; Fungi; Ascomycota; Dothideomycetes; Pleosporales; Didymellaceae. The transcript has 2 exons. The record is from RefSeq and is a predicted model, not a curated record. Bases 128 to 1372 code for a protein of 414 amino acids.
CACAACUUACAACUUGCAGCCUACAAACACGCCCAGGCACUUGACGCAGCCUUGGGACCUCCGCACCGUUCCUAAUCCACCAAGCAUGCAAUGAAUAUUGGCUACGGGUCUAUCAUAGGCCCGGAAGAUGCGCGCCCCUUUGGAGCCCCACUACAGCUUCACGAUACCCUCGAUACACGAUGAUACCACGCUUGACUGCCGCAUAUACCACCCAGAUGUCUUUGACGAGCCCUUAAAAGAUCCUCUAGGGAGGCCGCAAUGGAGGGUACGCGGUAUCGUCAUGGCGCAUCCCUAUGCUCCAAUGGGCGGGAGCUACGAUGACCGCGUCGUAGGCAUUGUUGUGGAUGAGCUUCUGAAGGCUGGGUACAUAGUCGGAACCUUCAACUUUCGAGGUGCUCAUGGCUCCAAACACAAAAGCCGAACCUCUUGGUCUGGAAGACCGGAGCUUGACGAUUAUACCUCCUUCGCUGCAAGCUUCUUGCAAUACAUGAGCCUCAUACGACCGUUCCCUACGUCGGAUACAAUCUUUACGCCAGAUCAGUCGCCGGUACGCCCACCAACGCGACAGGCAAGCGACUCUUUGCCUGGUCAAGUGCCCCUGGUCAUCCUUGGUGGUUACUCUUACGGCUCUCUCAUCUUGAAGCACCUUCCGCCCGUGCCGACGAUCCUACAACGCUUCACUAACCCCUUGGCUGGCUCUGCGGCUGACGAGGUUCUGCUGAGGGCGCACAAGCUAGCAGAUCAGAGCAAUCUAGAAUGGAUCAACUUGGCUCGAGACGCUGAGCGAGAGAAGAGCAGGAGAAAGCAUGAGUACAAGACGUCUCUGACAAUCGGCGGAGAGGAGACAAGUCCUGAUAAGAGAAGGAGCAGCCGGGAGGCAAAGGGAAGCGUCGACGUACGGCGCAGUUUGGAUAUAGGACACCGUCUUAGAAGCCUCAGCCAUCGAGGUCGGAAGCAUGGAAACUCGACUACAUUACUCGAGCAUAACGAGGUGAAUCUUGCCAUUCCUGAAGUCCGCUACCUCCUCAUCUCACCUUUGACACCCCCUAUAUCUACGCUUGCGGCACCUGCGCUAGGUCAGAAGCUGUGGAGCCGUUCAACAGAUGCAAAUUUAACAAGCAUCGGGAAGUUUGUUUCGCUGGCAGUCUAUGGCAACCAAGAUAUCUUUGCAUCUGCCAAGAAGAUUCGAGAUUGGUGUGACCAUCUGAAGGCCGACCAUGGGCCAACAUUCUCAAGUGUUGAGAUUGCAGGCGCCGGACACUUCUGGGUCGAGCAGGGUGUGGAGAAGCAGCUGCGAGCUGCGUUGAGAGAGUGGGUAGUUGAGGCACCUGUAAAAGGUGCUGCGAUGACUACGACACAAGAUGUUUCCUAGGACUUCCCCUUCGUAUUUCGCCCUCACACCCAGAUACAUUCGAUACAACUAC